Messenger RNA from Aphidius gifuensis, 1184 nucleotides. RefSeq lists its product as uncharacterized. The transcript is spliced from 8 exons. Bases 84 to 1184 code for a protein of 366 amino acids. Lineage: Eukaryota; Metazoa; Arthropoda; Insecta; Hymenoptera; Braconidae. The record is from RefSeq and is a predicted model, not a curated record.
UUGACAUUGUCUACCAGUUCAUCACACAAAAAUCUAUUUAGCUAUUUAUUGUUUAAAUAAUUGGUAUUAAAAACUGAUAAAAAAUGAGUGGAAUUUUAAGAAAUACAUUGCGUCUUGUUGGUACAGCAAAAUAUGCUCCAAUAACUAAUUCAACAAAAUAUCUACGAUCUACGACGCUCACGACUAGUCGAAUUAAUUCAUCGCUAGUACUUGAACCAAAUAAUUAUGUCCGCCGGUCACAUCAUGCUCAAGCUAUCCAAAAUUCAACUGGUUCUUGGUCAACCAUACGGGCUGCUGAAAAGAAAAUAUUAUCAAUAUUUGCUAAAAAAGAAGUAAAAACAGUAAAUAUUAAUAAUAAUUUUAUGGUAUCACUUGAUAGUGGUAAAGUAAGAUUAAUAACACCAAAAAUUUUCUUUGGAAGAAAAAAUUUAAUUUUUCCUUCUACAUUCAGCAUUGAACUUAACGAUAAAUCAAUUAAACCCAAAAGCAAUAAAAUUGCUGCUGAAGAGGAAAAAACAUCAUUUAAAUUAGAUAAUUGGUAUGGAUUACUUGAUGGUGGAAAAUUAACACUAAAAUUAAAAGAUAGUAAUGAAACUUUUAUUUUGAAACACACAGUUUACGUUAAAGCUAAAAAUAACCCACCUGAAUAUUCAGAAGAUGAAGGCUUAUUAUUCGAUCCACCGAAACUUGAUUCUGAUGUUAGAAUUUAUUCCUGUAAAAUAAUAUCAAAACCAGAUGGGUUGGAACCUUUACAUCGGACUUACACACCCGUACGUGGUAAUAUCCCUUCAAAAAAAAAUGAUGGCAAAGUAACUGAUUGUCCAGAUGAGUUCGGAAAAAUGAAACUGAAAUUUCCAAUGACUGUGGUACUUGAAGGAGGUCAACAAAAAAUAAAAAUAAAAGAUACUGAUGAUAAUUUCAUUGUCUAUCAUCAAGUUGAGAUUCGAGCUUACAAAGAACCUGCUGAAACUGUAACAAAUUCCGGUUCGAACACAGAAGGAAAUAAAAUAUCAAAAAUUGGUAUACUUAAAAUGCGACUUAAUAGCGGUAAUUUAUUGAUUGAAGAAAUCGAUUCUAGUGAUCAACGGAUACUCAUCAGACAAGAAGUUGACAUUAAAAUUGACUUAGAUAGUGAAAUACCAAGUAUUCUUAUGAACCCUCAUGUAAUAAAUUAUCAAAAUUAA